AUGGUAUAUAUCAUGCAGGACUCCAGACUGCAGCCAGCAAGCGUUGCUACCCUCACCUCGACUCCAGUAUGAAGUUUACGUGGCUGCUGCUGGUGUUUCUGCUGGCCCUGACUGCUGUCUUCGCCAGCCCCGACCCCGGCAAGAAGAAAAAAUUUGGCUUCGGUGGCGGCGGUAAGAAGUUUGGCAAGAAACGUGGCGGCUUCGUUGCUCGUCCCGUCUAUGGUGGCGGCUAUGGAGGCGGUGGUUUUGGUGGCGGUGGCUUUGGAGGCGGUGGUUUUGGAGGUGGUGGCUACGGCGGCCGUGGUUUUGGAGGCGGCGGCUUUGGAGGCGGUGGUUUUGGAGGUGGUGGCUACGGCGGCCGUGGAUUUGGAGGCGGCGGCUUUGGAGGUGGCGGCUUCGGGGGCGGUGGAUUUGGCGGCGGUGGGUUCGGAGGUGGUCAUGGAGGCUAUGGCCGGUAAACUAAACUUCAGGGAAUCGAGGGAGAGAUAGUCCUGGGGAGGAUUGCCCAUGCGGGAGAGUCUUCCCUGAGUUCUGUCUCUAAGUAUCUCUUGUUCCUUCAUGCUGUGCAUGAAGACCCGUCUUGUCUCUCAUAUAUAAGCAAAUCACUUAAUUUAAAUAAUCUACAUCACUGUAUUUCUGUGAAAUUCAUAUCACUUGUCCUGUCCAUUUACUGUUGUUUCAGCGCUUUGCAAAUAAUUUUAUGUAAUAAACAACAGAAAAGAU
Cherax quadricarinatus is the source of this 723-nucleotide messenger RNA. RefSeq lists its product as uncharacterized. The record is from RefSeq and is a predicted model, not a curated record. NCBI's taxonomy places the organism in Eukaryota, Metazoa, Arthropoda, Malacostraca, Decapoda, Parastacidae.